AUGUUACCUGUUGGAAAGUCGGACAAACAGACCGAAACAGGAAUGAAGGAGGAAAGUAUUUCUGCUGGCCUUAUUGGUGCUGUAAUAGCCUCCUUGUUUCUUCUUAUUGCUCCGUUACUUUGGGUUGUCCUCCUGACUGCUAAAAGAUUCAAGCAGAUUCCUGAACGAUGUAUAAAACCUGAGGGGUUACUGUCUGGAGCAAACCUUCGGUACGAGUGUCCCUCUGGUCACACAGGGAAAGCAACGCAACAAGACACACCUUUAGAGACCAGUUUAACCGAAGAUACAAGAGGGCAGAACUCACUGAACCAUGAGAGUGAGCUGCAUCCAGCUUCUAUCGUGAUUAAUGUCACCACCAACAUCAAGCCCUGCAGUCAGAAACAAGAUAACAUCAUGCAGGACGGACAAACAGGCUUUAAUACAGAGGAGAUGGAGCAAAAACUGCAGAGAAUAUGGGAGAUUGCCCAAGGUCAGAGUAUUGAGAUACUGAACUAUGACACCAUUCAGGAUUUGUCCCUGCUGCUCGACUCUCCUAACCACCUUUACAUUUUAAGGAAGCUGGGGCUGUCUUUGGGUGUGCCCCCUCAGCUCACUGCUCAUUUUCACAGUUUCCAGGACCUUUUUCAGUAUCUCCGUACCUCCACCUACACUCAGCUUCCUCAACUGGCCCAGGCCGCUGCACUCCUUCCUAAUUUUGAAGUUGUUUCAAGGAUAUACAGAGCUCUGGUGAACAAGUGAUUGCUUACACCCUGAGGAUGUGUUCCCAUGACUUGAACUAUACCCUGAUCUGCUUUAGAUGAUGAACCAGUCACCUGAUCACAGUGUAUACCUGUACCUACUCCUGGAGCAAAAGGACAAUAGAAAAUACCGGAAAAAAUAGUCUCCGAGUGAAAUGUGAUAUUAAUGAAUGUAAAUUGAUCAUUCAUAAGAGGUUUGACUACACUAACUUCCUUUGUAAAUAAAUGCUGAAAAUCUUAAGACACUAAACUACAAAUGACAUAUAAGUAUCAGAAUGCAGUAGUACAAAAGAAACAGAUUUCAGACUUUGUGUGUUUUGUCAACAAUUUAUAUUAUAUCCAUUUUAAUUCAGUCACAGCUCUAAGCAAGGGUUUUUGCCUGUUUACAAAGUAAACAGGGUUAGCAGCCCUCUGGCUAAAGCAUGUGAGACAAAGCCGGACAGAGAAUACUGUGUUCACGGUAAAAGAGAAUAACUUGAGCUCUGAAACCAUUUUCAAAUCCUCUUAUUGGGAGAUGCCUGUGAAUUGAUCAUCUCUAGAAAUUAUUUGGCACAUUAAAUCUGGUAAGCGUUUAAAUUAUUCUAUUCUUUCUUGUCAAACUUAUGUUGAAAACUGUUUAUUCAUUUUUUUUGUUAUAAUAAUAAAAGUGUUCUUAAUUUAUA
Cyprinodon variegatus (sheepshead minnow) is the source of this 1399-nucleotide messenger RNA. RefSeq lists its product as uncharacterized. The record is from RefSeq and is a predicted model, not a curated record. The transcript has 6 exons. NCBI's taxonomy places the organism in Eukaryota, Metazoa, Chordata, Actinopteri, Cyprinodontiformes, Cyprinodontidae. Bases 1 to 738 code for a protein of 245 amino acids.